AUGGGUCGUCGACCUAACCCGCUUAUGACGGAGUUCUUUGAGCGUGGUGUCAAGAUUAGUGACAUGUCCAACCGUUAUGAACAGACAUGCAAGAGAUGCGGCGAACAUUUUGCAAGAGGACGCAGUGAGGCCAUGAUCCCUCACCUGACCAAGAAAUGUCCUGCCAUCAGCUAUGCGGAGCGCGCCAGCAUCAUCUUCCGCCUCCAUGACCUCGUACUGCCAACUCUCAAUCCGGACGGUGAUCCAGCGCGCAACUCAGAAAGUGAUGGUAACGUGGCACUAGCCGGGAACAGCGGCCUGCACCAUGGCAAUGGCCUGUUGGUGGGACCCCGUGACAACGAGCAGAACCAGGGCAAUAGGACAGGAGGAGUUGCGGCUCAGAACGGACGGCAGCUCGCUAGCUUAGAACUACUCGCCGAGGUAUCCAGUCAUGUUAGUGGCAACGUAGUAGUCAGCGCUGGCUACGCCCCGAUGGACCAAGCUGGCGGUGUACUGCUUGACCCCCAGCUGGAAGGAGACAGCUUCCCAGUUACCACAGCUUCGACCUUUGCAACCGGCUAUUCCUACAUAGGCAACGUGUCACCCACUCCCAUGAGUGAUCUUUCUCUUGUCAGCACAGGAGCCCCAGAUCUCUCGACCAUAGCCGCUACAGCACAUGCGACGUUGCUGAAUGAGAGUGCGCCGGGAGCUGAUAUCCUAUCGUCCAGCGAUAUCUCUCAGGACCUUCUUGAAGAGUCCCAGGAGCAUGUCUUGUCUUGCCAGAACUCUGGACGAUUCCCAUCGACAACUGUGCCAUUGCCACCGCCACUGAUCGAGCAGAUCAGCUCAAUGCACCCGGGUCACUCAUUGGACGAGCAUUUUCCUCCUGGGCCCGCGAUGGCUGCACUGCCGAGUCACAUAGACAGAUCAUCAAGCCAACAACUCCGACCAAUUGCCAUGAACCCAAAUGAUCAACCCAAUCACCUGGCUGAGGACAAUGACCUCCCAGCACACCAUCCCAAGCAGAGGGUCCGUGGAAAGUUUGCCCCCGAACGCCGCGAUGAAGUGCGCCAGGUACGAAAGCUUGGUGCUUGCUGGCGCUGUCGCAUGUUGAGGAAAACAUGUUCUCAGGUCACACCUUGCCAAACCUGCGCCUCAGUCGAGAACCCUCGUUUGUGGAAUAUCUCAUGCGUCCGGACUAGGCUUGACGAGGAGUUCCCACUCUACUUCAUCAUGCCUUACACUGUCCUCACACAUCAUGACUUUGAGAAACUGAAGAAUCAGGCCAAUCAAAGUGGCUUCAGCGGCCGGCUGGAAGCUUUCCACUUCUUCGACCACAAGGUCACCUUCAAAGCUCGCCAAUUCACUCAUGUACCCAUUCCCACUGACUGUGGUGAUCAACCAUUUCCUGAAGAUGAAGUGCUGGUGUUGGAUCUUGAGACCGAAAAUGUGCUACCAAAGAUCGAACAGUACCUCAAGGCGAUCUGCCCUCAAAUCAUCGAGAAGGAGCCAUCAUCCGCCAUGAAAGGCAGUCUUCGACUUGCCCAGGCGAUCGAAGCAGAGCACCAAAGCCGUCUCCUUGCUGAGAAUACCCAGAAGUCUGACAACCUUGUUUCACAGAUUGUUGAAUUGUGGGUUGCAACGGUGGUGAUAACGGAUAAUCAGUUGACCGCAUUCUUCAGCAAGGACAGUGCUCUUGACAGUGGACAAAGUGCGGUUGACGACACCAUGCAUCCAUUUUCUCAUCGCAUGUUGACGAAUCAACUUCGAGCAGCAAUCGAGAAGCGUGCCAGUGUUGUCUGCAGAAGUGCCUUGCACAACUUUGAGCAGCGGCUUUUGCGCAACAAGGGCAAACCCUUCGAAACGUUCCUGGUUGCAUUCAUAAUGUUGAAUUGUGCGGAACGUAUGUGCUGGCUCUAUCGAAGCUGGGCUACAGCAGGUAGGGAGUUCCCGCUUGACCAAACCCCAUCAUGCUACGCCGAAAAGGCCGAGUCCUUUGCGCAAACGAUUCAGAUGCUACUUAGCAUGCGCCAGCUGGAGCCCAAAAUCAUGCAGGAUCCAGAGACAGGAGUCUCGAUUGCUCGUAUUCGUGAUGACAACGAUCUCACGAACUGGCUCGCAGCCACAGGUCUCUCCAGUGAUCUUGCAGCUCACUGUAGACCCGGCCGUUUCAACCCAGACGACAGCAGAUCUCUGGAUGGGACCUUCACUGGACGUCUUCUCCAGCAGUGA
Cladophialophora yegresii CBS 114405 is the source of this 2211-nucleotide messenger RNA. RefSeq lists its product as uncharacterized. NCBI's taxonomy places the organism in Eukaryota, Fungi, Ascomycota, Eurotiomycetes, Chaetothyriales, Herpotrichiellaceae. Bases 1 to 2211 code for a protein of 736 amino acids. The record is from RefSeq and is a predicted model, not a curated record. The transcript has a single exon.